AUAGUGGACAAAAAUCAUGUGUUUUAUGAGAUGAAUGUGACUAGUGACUCUAGUCCAAAUAAAAAGAGAAACUUGUUCAACUUUGUAGUAUCAAAUGCACUAUCAAAAGUGGCAAUUGUGGCAGGGGAUAGUGAUGAGAGAUAUGGAACAAAAUCAUUGAAAUUAAAUGAUUUACAAAUAUUUUAUACACUUGGUCAAUGUACACAAGAUUUGUCAAGUGAUGAUUGCAAGGGUUGUUUGGGAGAUGUUAUUGGAAAUGCAAUUCCUUGGCCUUCAUUGGGAAGUGUAGGUGGAAGUGUUUUAUAUCCUAGUUGCAAUUUGAGGUUUGAGUUGUUCCAAUUUUACAAGGAGGGUGAUAAAGCUACUUUACCAAUAAUUAAAUAUUCUCCAUCAGAGAAAAUAAGAAAUUGGUGGCAAACAAUUAGCUUGAUUGUGGUAUCAAUUAUGAUCUUCUUCUUUGUUGGCUGCUAUUUGCUAAAGAGAAAAGCAAGAAAGAAAUUUAAGGCUAUCCUCAAAGAAAAUUUUGGUGAUGAAGGUGCAACUUUAGAGCCUUUACAAUUUGAUUUAGUUGUAAUUGAAGAAGCAACUAACAACUUUUCAAAUGAAAAUUAUAUUGGCAAAGGUGGAUUUGGAAAUGUUUACAAGGGCAUACUUUUAGAUGGACGACAAAUAGCUGUAAAAAGACUCUCAAUAAGCUCUAGCCAAGGGGGGACUGAGUUCAAGAAUGAAGUUUUGCUAAUAGCCAAGCUUCAACAUAGAAAUCUAGUGGCGUUCAUCGGUUUCUGCCUUGAAGAACAAGAGAAAAUACUUAUUUAUGAAUAUGUGACAAACAAUAGUCUUGAUCACUUUUUAUUUGACUUUCGAAGACCGAAGUUCUUAAGUUGGUUCGAACGUUCCAAUAUUAUAAGAGGAAUUGCUCAAGGAAUACUUUAUUUACAUGAAUAUUCUCGACUCAAAGUUAUUCAUCGUGACCUCAAACCGAAUAAUAUUUUAUUAGAUGAAAAUAUGAAUCCAAGAAUACCAGACUUUGGUCUUGCUAGAAUUGUUGAAUUAAACCAAGACAAAGAAAAUACAAAUAGAAUCGUCGGAACAUUAGGCUAUAUGUGUCCAGAAUAUGCAAUGCUCGGGCAAUUUUCUGAAAAAUCUGAUGUUUAUAGUUUUGGAGUCAUGGUUUUAGAAAUUAUUACUGGAAAUAAGAAUGUAACUUCUUAUGAAUCAUGUGUUGGUCAUAGCCUCUUGAAUUAUGUUUGGAGACAAUGGAGAAAUCAAAUACCUUUGAGCAUAUUAGACCCAAAUAUUAAAGGAAGUUAUUGUGAAAUUGAAGUCAUUAAAUGCAUUCAAAUUGGUUUAUUGUGUGUUCAGACCAACAAUGCUAAAAAUUGUUUCAUAUCUCAACAAUCACUUCAUUGAAUUGCCAAUUCCCUAAGAACCUGUAUUUUUCUUCCAUAGUAAAAUUGAUGCAAAAGGGAUUCCACAAGAUUCAAGUUCUAGUCAUUCUAUCAAUAAUUCUACAACUUGUUCGUUCAAUGACUUAUCAAUACUGAAUUUCUUCCUCGAUAGUGUUUUAA
Molecule: messenger RNA, 1568 nt
Organism: Cicer arietinum (chickpea)
Lineage: Eukaryota; Viridiplantae; Streptophyta; Magnoliopsida; Fabales; Fabaceae
Product: cysteine-rich receptor-like protein kinase 8
Biological process (GO): defense response to bacterium; protein phosphorylation
Cellular component (GO): plasma membrane
Molecular function (GO): protein serine/threonine kinase activity; ATP binding
Source: RefSeq, a predicted model, not a curated record